UUUUUUUACUUAAUUUCAGAUUGUGAAACUGUCCUUCGAAAGGCAAAUUCUAAAAGGAAUGAUCAUAUACUUAUUAGAUAUUUCAAUAGUGUUAAUGAGUAUAUUACAAGGUACAUCGUGCAUAAAUUGCUUUAAAUGUUCUUCUAUAAAUGGAAGUAAUGCAAAUUGUGAAGACCCUUUCAACCCAGCGAUGUCCUCAUAUAUAGAAAAAUGCAUGGUACCAAAAAGAGGUCAUGUAGGAAUGUUUCCAGCAAAUUUUUGUACUAAAAUAAUUGGAAAAAACGAGCUCACCCACGAAGUUAUGGUCAUCAGGCAAUGCGCUAUGAAGACCAUGGACUCGCAGUGCGGCAAAUUCAAGUACCAAGAGCACACCAUGAACGGUUGCAUUCUGACUUGUGACUUCGACGGUUGCAAUUCGGGACACGACCGCAAGCCGAACGCGAUGUUGCACGUCGGGCUGUCCGCACUUCUGUUAGCACUGACGUCGUACUACAUCGACACGACCAUCGAAUGUUUUCAAUUCACUUAGGACGAUCGUUUGGUGCCAAUCAAACGUAGCCUUUUGAUUUGUAUAUUUUACAAUUGUUAAGUAAUUCAUUCGCUCUUGAUUGUUACGAUAUUAUUAUUAUUAUUAUUAU
Sipha flava (yellow sugarcane aphid) is the source of this 638-nucleotide messenger RNA. RefSeq lists its product as uncharacterized. Lineage: Eukaryota; Metazoa; Arthropoda; Insecta; Hemiptera; Aphididae. The transcript is spliced from 3 exons. Bases 59 to 529 code for a protein of 156 amino acids. Gene Ontology annotation, biological process: sleep; regulation of synaptic transmission, cholinergic; positive regulation of voltage-gated potassium channel activity. The record is from RefSeq and is a predicted model, not a curated record.